AAACAUCAUGCAGACGGAGAUAAUAAAGAUCAUGCUAUUUGCUUUAUUCUUCUUACCCAAAUGCCAAGCGCUAAGAUGUUACGGCUGUACAGGUCACGACCCGACGAAGCCCUAUGAUAUCAUCAGCAACAACCCCGCAUGUGCAGACGGACAGUUUGACGCCACCAGGUUGCAAGUGUAUUCCAGUAACAGCAAUCGGUUCGUGUGUUACGCAAUCACCUACACCACUGGCGCUUCGCAGGUGACCCAGCGUUACAUGACAGACCUGUCCAGCUCUCGUGUCAACGCAGAAAGAGCAACCAGAACGACAUUCGUAGGUUACUACUGCCCCGAGGAACUCUGUAAUGGAGCGAACACGAGCGCGGGCGCCGUCCGCUGCCUCGCCGCGCCCGUGCUGCUGCUGCUGCUGCUGCUGCCGACAUAUCUGUGCUCUCUUAGCUCAUCUUCCACCUUGUACUGA
Messenger RNA from Penaeus chinensis, 460 nucleotides. RefSeq lists its product as uncharacterized. The record is from RefSeq and is a predicted model, not a curated record. Bases 8 to 460 code for a protein of 150 amino acids. NCBI's taxonomy places the organism in Eukaryota, Metazoa, Arthropoda, Malacostraca, Decapoda, Penaeidae. The transcript has 3 exons.